Molecule: messenger RNA, 972 nt
Organism: Uloborus diversus
Lineage: Eukaryota; Metazoa; Arthropoda; Arachnida; Araneae; Uloboridae
Product: 15-hydroxyprostaglandin dehydrogenase [NAD(+)]-like
Exons: 7
Coding region: 70-846 (258 amino acids)
Cellular component (GO): cytoplasm
Molecular function (GO): oxidoreductase activity, acting on the CH-OH group of donors, NAD or NADP as acceptor
Source: RefSeq, a predicted model, not a curated record
UUUAUGGUUUCGUUACGUAAACAGCCUUUAGAACUGUUGUGCUUUUCGUGGUUCGAAGCCUGAAUCAACAUGGCCGACAAAGUAGCGAUCGUAACCGGAGCGGCACAAGGUCUAGGAGCCGCUAUAACUAGAGCGCUUUUACGAGAAGGUUAUAAGGUAUGUGUCACAGAUCUUCAAGAAACGAAAGGGAAAAAAUUUGUUCAAGAACUGGAAAAAGAAUUUGGAUCGGGUACGGCCAUCUUUAGCUUAUGUGAUGUUUCGAAAGAAGAAGACUUAAAAAGGACUUUCGAUUUGACAGUCACUACGUUCAAGACGGUGAAUCUUUUGGUGAACAAUGCAGGCAUUGUGUGGGAACAGAACCCGAGAAAAACGAUAGAUGUCAACUUAAUGGGUCCUAUCUAUGGUUGUCAGCUGGCCCUGAAGUACAUGGGGAAGACAAAUGGUGGAAAAGGAGGAGUUGUGAUCAAUAUAUCUUCGCUUGCAGGCUUUCUUACUUCAGCGGCCUUACCUUGCUACCAUGCUUCCAAGCAUGGCAUAAUCGGCUUAACGAGAAGCUAUGGGCUUCCAUAUCAUCUUGAAAGAGAUGGAGUGUUAUUUGGUGCUGUUUGUCCACAUUUCAUUGAUACGGACAUUUUAAGAAACCCAAAGGGAUUGGUCGAAGGUUUGGAUCUGGUAACCGAUAAUCGAAGCAUGAUGAGCCCAGAUUAUGUAGCACAAGGCGUUUUAAAGAUCUUGGAAGACAGAAUAAAUGGUGGCACACUAGCUGUCUCCAAAGAGAAAGGAUAUCAGUACAUUGGAAUACAGGAAGAAUUGAGUGAUUUUACAUGCACAGUGAAACCUCUCUAAAACGACUACUUCCGGUUCCGGCGAAAAUCAGUCGUUAAGGGUGCUGUAAAAUUGUCAAUAAUUUCGUUAAACAUCCGCGUUGUGUCAUAAGAGCAAAGAGUUGUAAUAAAACAUCAAUAAAAUGAC